Molecule: messenger RNA, 3314 nt
Organism: Hippocampus comes (tiger tail seahorse)
Lineage: Eukaryota; Metazoa; Chordata; Actinopteri; Syngnathiformes; Syngnathidae
Product: zinc finger and BTB domain-containing protein 5-like
Exons: 1
Coding region: 1112-2881 (589 amino acids)
Biological process (GO): regulation of transcription by RNA polymerase II
Molecular function (GO): DNA-binding transcription factor activity, RNA polymerase II-specific; protein binding; RNA polymerase II cis-regulatory region sequence-specific DNA binding
Source: RefSeq, a predicted model, not a curated record
UAAACAACGAUUGAUUUCGGAUCUAUGUCUUGAGAAGCGUAUCGAUCGGCUUUGAAGCCCUGCAUCUCCCCCACAAAGAGCAUCUGCUUGAGCCUCGGAUGCAGACAAUGAACGUCCGCGUCUGACGUGACUGAGAGCCAGAGGUCAGAAUGGAGUUACUCUGAUGCCAUUUCAGCACACAUUUCAGAAAUGUUCACCUGUUAGAACGCCAGUAGCAUCCCCGUACACGUUAGCAUACAGUGUACCUGUAACCACGUUUAUGCGAGGAAUGCAUUUAAGUGCCAAUCGCAAUAGGUAAACAUUUAUGUAAGGGCCCCUUUUACUCUUCCCACACACUUAAAUGUAAUGUAUUAAAACACUCUUUACCAAGCGCCUGUUCUCACACGCUCACAAUUGUCACUCAGUUGGCUUACUGUAAAAACCGACACCCAAAAUAAAAGAGAAUCAGACAUUUAUACACUAAAAUCUUCAACCAAAACAUAACAGUAUGUCCAAGGAAAGCUUAAUGCAUAACAUGAAACUCUACACACGGGCUAACAGAAACUAACAUUGAUGUUAUGCCAAUAAUAUACGACCUAACAACUAAAAGUUUAAAAACACGGAGCAGGAACACAUUCUAAGAGUAGGCAAUAAAAGAGAAUUUGUCAUCAUAUAUAUAAACACCAAAUUGUUCGAUAAAGCCAUAUAAUUUGCUCAAAAAAGUCUUCUUGCUUUAUGCGAACAAUGCAAAAUGCCAUAGAUGGGCUAAUGGAAAUUAACACCAACGUUAGGGUAAUUACAAAUCUUCAAGCAAAAGCUAUUUUAACACACAUGUACAGGUAGCAGCAACACAAAAACAGAGCAUACACCAAUAAUAAUUGGCAUAUAUCAGCUCUGUAGAAACAACUAUUACUGGUAUCUUAUAUUUUAGCUUCUCUGCCUCUUCAUUAUUUUAUUGACACUGCAUUUCCUUCACUACAUCUCAGUUUUUCUUAGUCUCUUACAGCACGUGGUACUAAACUGAAAGUGCCUAACUCUCAACUUAGACUAGUCUGUACACUGUAAAAACACAUAAAACAAAACAAAAAAACUUUAAAUAAAAAUCUGCGAUAUCGUGAGGGAACACUGUAAUAUGGAUUUUCCAGGUCACUUCCAGCACAUUUUCCAGCAGCUGAACCUCCAGCGGCUCCAUGGUCAAAUGUGUGACUGUAUAGUGGAGGUGGGAGGCCACAAAUUUCACGCACACCGCGCCAUCCUGGCAGCAUGCAGCUCCCACUUCAAGGCUCUCAACAGCUCCAGUAACGGUACUGACGAUGCUUAUGGACAAAGUGUUGAUAAAGUUAGAGGUCCCGGUUUGAUGGCACUCGACCCGGAGGUGGUGACCCCAGAGGCCUUCUCCACCCUGCUGGAUAUGAUCUACACAUCCACUUUGUCGCUCGAGGCCUCCAACGUGAUGGAUGUGCUGCUGGCCGCCUCGUACCUCCACCUCAAUUCCGUGGUCAAGGCCUGUAAGCUCUACCUGGCCAGAAAAAAUUUCCCGGCCACGGCGCCUAAAGGCUGGCGCUCAGUGCAGCGGCGGGAGCAUCCGUCCUCUCAAACCCAGCUCACAUGUGUGGAGCUACUUGAUGUGGAGGGCGUAGAGGUGAGCCAGUCGGGGGAAGAUUCCUCAGAGCACAAGAGAAAGUCACAUGAGGACAGGCUGAAUGACAGAAAGAGGACCCGCAGGGUGUCUGGAGAUGAAGAAAGUUCUCCAACAGUCACCCGAAGCACAGCCAACAACGAGGAGCAAGGAGAGGAGCUGCUCUCUCCGGACUACUUAAAGAUGACAGUAAACAUCUGCGAGGACCAAUUGAAUGAGGUAGAGGAAAAAUAUGUCUUCUCUAUGGCUGACUCAGAGGAGAUCCAGGUGCCGAGUCAGUCAGACAGCAGCGCAGGUGGAGAGACUUUUGUCAAAGAUGAAGGCGGUCUCAAGGUGGAGACAGUGAAGAUUAAAAAAGAAAGCAUGACCUCCUCCUCUCCUGAUCUUUCGCCAUCAACGCCUCUACAGGACUCAUCUGAAGUCCAUGAUGACAAAAUAAGAAGCGCAGAUGGACUUGUUAGCUGUUUACAAUCCCAGCUUUGCUCAGCUCUUCCUGAAAAAGAGUGCGGUGAUCUCCACGAGGAUGAAGCUGUUGACAGCCUUUCUGAACUGGCCCUUUCCUGCUUCCUGAAUCCUGGUCAAGACAGCGAAAUAGGCGCUCUGGAGGAAGAAGCGAGUCUCGCGAGUCUGACGGCAGCUGCCACCGCAGCGGCUGCUGCCAGCGAUGCUGCUGCAGAUGGUGCGGACCAACAGUGUCAAAACUCAAAUGCGUCUUCUCUCGUUUUCCCGGUAACUUCACUCCCUUUGCAACAGCUUCUCCCUACUCAGGCUCCUCCUUUUCGCGACACGCUCAUCCUGCAGCCUGCGCACAACUCCCUAUCGGGAUUCCUCAGCCUGGAGCAUUCGAAGCCCUCCAAGGGACAAGCAGGAUCAAACGGAACGACCUUCCGUCGCAUCGCCCCCAAAGCGGUGCCAGUAUCCGAGACGGAUCACUCAGCAGCAUCUGGAUCAGCUGGGCCCGAUAAAGCGCCUUUAACAAGAGCUUCUGAGGACGUGUUGUCCAAGUGCAAGAAAGCAGCGGCUGAAGUCAACGUGCUUCUUGUGGAAGGAGACAAGAAGUAUGCUUGCAAAAUCUGCUCAAAGACAUUCACGAAUUUGGCGGACUGUAAGAAGCAUAUCCGCGUCCACACAGGAGAAAAGCCUUAUCCUUGUCUCAAGUGUGGGAAACGCUUCAGCCAGUCAUCACAUCUGUACAAGCACUCGAAAAACUCCACCUGCUUGAACUGGAAGGCCAAGAGUUCAUUACAAGACACUCUGCAUUGACUGCACAGCAGUUUGGCCCCGCCAAAUUCUUGAAGUUCUUUUGUGGUUAACGCUCUCACCUUUACUGCAUUGUAAUUCAUGCCUCUGAAUUCACUGACAAUGAAGCAUGAAGUAAGUGCAAUGGACGCGAGAAGGUUUAAAUGCAAACUAAAUGGAAUUAUUUAUUCUCAAGAAAAUGAACUAUUGUACACUACCAAUUGGAAUUGAAGUUCACAUUCAAUGUAGAGAGCGUUGCAUCAUGGGAAUUACUUCAUUUAGAAAAAGCCAGAUCGCUAAUCAAUGAUUCUUAGAGUAGGACAUGUUGAAAUGCUUCAAAGAGUAGCAAGUGCUGUUAGUGGCGUUGGAACAAAAAUGUAAUUUUGGAACUAGUGCAAUUCAAUGUCAAUUCACUCUGGUCUCCAAUUGAUGUUACAAAAUGACUUCACGGUGCCAU